Molecule: messenger RNA, 1626 nt
Organism: Phaeoacremonium minimum UCRPA7
Lineage: Eukaryota; Fungi; Ascomycota; Sordariomycetes; Togniniales; Togniniaceae
Product: putative trna (adenine-n -)-methyltransferase catalytic subunit trm61 protein
Exons: 1
Coding region: 1-1626 (541 amino acids)
Biological process (GO): tRNA methylation
Cellular component (GO): nucleus; tRNA (m1A) methyltransferase complex
Source: RefSeq, a predicted model, not a curated record
AUGCUUCGACCAAAUUGUCCAUUCCUGGACCCAGGCCCCGUGACCCGGGCCGACACGCUCGCGAUCAUCCAGCUCUCCAAGGACGACCUACUUCCCGUCUACCUGAGGGAGAGCCAAGGCGAGCACGACGGCUAUGCCGAGGGCCACGUCAUAAACACAAGAUUCGGCUCGUUUCCUCAUUCUACAUUGAUCGGCAUUCCGUGGGGCUCUCAGGUGCGCGCAUCAGUCGUCGACACUGGUUCGCGAGGCAGGAAACGAAAGCGCGACACGGAGGACCAAGGUGACAAGCGAGCGAAGGACGCGCCGGACGAGCCCGCGACCGUGAUGGAAGCUGAGGAAGCUGGCGACAGCAGCAAAGACCCACAGACAAAGUCGAACAAGACCAAGCAGGCAGCAACGGCGAAGACGGGCUUCAUCCACCUGUUGCGCCCGACGCCCGAGCUCUGGACUAGCAGUCUACCGCACCGGACGCAAGUGGUCUACACCCCCGAUUACAGCUAUAUCCUUCAGAGAAUACGGGCGCGGCCGGGCUCAGUUCUGAUUGAGGCCGGUGCAGGAAGUGGAAGCUUCACCCAUGCUGCCAUGCGCGCAGUGUACAAUGGGUACAAUUGGCACGAUUACCAACACAAUGGCAAGGUUUUUAGCUUCGAAUUUCACGAGCAACGGUUCAAGAAGAUGCAGACCGAGAUUCGAGAUCAUGCCCUCGACCGAGUCGUCAAGAUCACACACAGAGAUGUCUAUGCGGAUGGCUUUUCGGUUGACGGGCAGAGCCCCGAAGCGGAUGCAGUUUUCUUGGACCUGCCGGCGCCCUGGCUGGCUUUGCCCCAUUUAUCGAGACGGAAGCCCAAGGUUGCACAACCAAACGAGCCGAAACCCGCAGGUGAUAAGGAGCCCGAGCAAUGGGUCUCCCCUCUCAAUCCACACAAGAGUGUCUACAUUUGCACAUUCUCACCCUGCAUUGAACAAGUCACACAGACUGUCUCUGAACUGCGAAGGCUUGGAUGGGUGGACAUUGAGAUGGUGGAGAUCAAUAACAAGCGCAUCCAAGUGUUUCGAGAGAAGAUUGGACUGAACUUCCAGCAGGACAGAGCAAUGCAACAAUCCCCGCAUGAUGUCGCCGAGGCAGUGGCAAAACUCAAGGAUAUCGAGGUGCGCUUCCAGGAGCACCAGAAGAAGCUCUGGGCGACUGGCGAGGAGGAUGCCGAUGUCAACAUGACUGUUGAUGGACAGGGCGAGACCGGCAAAACGGACCCGAGCGCGCCUACACCGGAAAAUGGAACGCCAAAGGAAAGCAAGGUGAAGCCAUGGAUGGAGGGAAAACUUAUCACCCGUACCGAGCCGGAGAUCAAGGAGCACACGUCAUAUCUGGUCUUUGCCGUGCUCCCUCGUGAGUGGACGGAAGAAGACGAGGCCGCUGCUUUUACCAAAUGGCCCUGCGGAAAAGAGAGCAAAGUCAUUGGCAACGUGUCGAAAGAAGCACGCAAGCAGGAAAAGCGUGAGAGAAUGCAGUCAAAGAAGAAGUCGGAAGGCAAGCGCAAACAGGAUGCUGAGAAAGAGCAAGAGCAAGAGCAGACUGAAGGUUCGGAACUGCCAGGCAUUAUUCCAGACACAACGUCGACAUCAUGA